Messenger RNA from Ceutorhynchus assimilis (cabbage seed weevil), 1075 nucleotides. NCBI's taxonomy places the organism in Eukaryota, Metazoa, Arthropoda, Insecta, Coleoptera, Curculionidae. The record is from the annotation of a GenBank genome assembly.
AUAGAAAUCUGACAACAAUGCGUCAAAAGUUUACCUUUCAAGUAAACGUCAUGAAAAUUUCUUUUUGACAGAUCAAAGCUCCCUGUGGCAUCUCGUAAACGUAAACCGUUACCCCAAUUUACGUGAAGAUGUCGGGAGGAUUAGAGGUUCUCAGCCUCAAAGAGGAAGAUGUCACCAAAAUGUUGGCCGCCAGCACCCACCUGGGCACCACCAACGUGGACUACCAGAUGGAACAGUACGUGUACAAGCGCCGACCUGACGGUGUUCACAUUUUGAACUUGAGAAAAACGUGGGAAAAGUUGCUUUUGGCCGCCAGGGCUAUUGUGGCCAUCGAACAUCCCGCUGAAGUUUUCGUCAUUUCGUCCAGGCCUUACGGACAAAGGGCUGUGCUUAAAUUCGCAGCACACACUGGAGCAACACCUAUUGCUGGAAGAUUCACUCCUGGUGCUUUCACCAAUCAGAUCCAAGCUGCUUUUCGUGAACCAAGGCUCUUGAUUGUCACUGAUCCCACUUUUGAUCAUCAACCAAUCACAGAAGCUUCUUACGUCAACAUUCCAGUAAUUGCCCUUUGCAACACUGACAGCCCCUUGAGAUUUGUUGAUAUUUCCAUCCCUUGUAACAACAAAGCUCCCAACAGUAUUGGGUUGAUUUGGUGGUUGUUGGCACGUGAGGUUCUCCGUCUUAGAGGUCUCAUUGCCAGAGAAACCAAAUGGGACGUAGUAGUGGAUUUGUUCUUCUACCGUGACCCAGAAGAAGCUGAAAAGGAAGAACAAGCGGCCAAGGAAGUUGCUGCCAUCAAACCAGUUGAGGCUGCAGUUCCACAUGAAGCUCCUGACCUAGACUGGAACACUGGUGGUGACCAGGACUGGGCCGAACCUGCAGUUGCUGCCACUCCAGCUGCAGCUUCAGCGUUCCCUCCUGUACAGCCUGCCACUGACGAUUGGGCAGCUGAAGUAGCUAAAGAGGCCGCCACCACUCAGCAACUGCCCAACUGGGGCGGAAGCAGCAACUGGGAAUAAACAAGUUGAUUGUUUUUUAAUUUAAAUAAAAAUGACUUUUGAAUUGAAUUUGUUGU